This is a messenger RNA of Exophiala mesophila, 1509 nucleotides long. RefSeq lists its product as uncharacterized. Bases 1 to 1509 code for a protein of 502 amino acids. Gene Ontology annotation, biological process: transmembrane transport. Gene Ontology annotation, molecular function: transmembrane transporter activity. The record is from RefSeq and is a predicted model, not a curated record. Lineage: Eukaryota; Fungi; Ascomycota; Eurotiomycetes; Chaetothyriales; Herpotrichiellaceae. The transcript has 4 exons. Gene Ontology annotation, cellular component: membrane.
AUGGCAAUUCCACAAGCAACUCCGACGCAAGCAAGCGACACCGAGCCUGUAAAAGAGUUCGUUGAGCACGACAAGGAGAUUUCCGACCAUAACAUCGAACAUAUUGACAGGCCAAGAGACAUCGACCAUGAAGCCGAGCACAAAAUUCGAGUCAAGGUCGACUUCCGUCUCAUGCCAAUGCUUUGCGUUCUGCUCAUGGUUGCAUACCUAGAUCGCACAAAUAUUGGCAAUGCUCGAAUCCAAGGUCUCGAGGCGGAUCUUGGUAUGACGGGGACAGAUUACAAUAUCGCACUAUUUGUAUUUUUCAUCCCAUACAUUGUGCUGGAUGUACCUUUGAACAUUCUCAUGAAGAGACUUCGCCCUUCGCUGUAUCUUGGAACUCUCUGCACUUCAUGGGGUAUCGUCACCGUGUGUCAAGGCGUGACUCAAAGCUACGCUGGGCUCAUUGUAUGUCGCGUACUCCUUGGAUGUUUUGAGGCUGGUUUUCUGGCGGGUGCAAUCUACAUGAUGGCCAUGUAUUACACUCGAUACGAGUUGCACACGAGAAUGAGUCUCUGGUACUCUGCUGGUACCCUCUGUGGAGCCUUCGGAGGGCUACUGGCUUAUGCGAUUGCACACAUGGACGGCACCUCGGGAUAUUCGGCGUGGAGAUGGAUCUUCAUCAUAGAAGGAGCCUUCACUACGGGCGUCGGAAUAUUGACUUUCUUCGUUCUACCCGAUUGGCCUGAACAAGCCAGAUUUCUCAAGGACGACGAGCGCGCAAUUUUGAUUGCCAAGCUAUCGCGCGAUACCGGAGAGUAUGUGGAAAACAAGACGACUGUUGAGGUACUCAAGGAAACCUUCACCGACCCGAAGAUUUUGUUCUGUGCUACCAUGUACUUUGGCACCUCCGUCACUGGGGCUGCGUCCUCUUUCUUCUUGCCCAGCAUCUUGAGGCAGUUCGGAUGGACUUCAAUCAAGGCGCAGUACAUGAGCAUACCUGUUUGGCUUGUGGCCUGGAUCCUCCAGAUAUUCAAUGGUUUCGCGUCUGACAAAGUCCACCGGCGUUGGCCUUUCUUCUUCUUCCCCCUUUGCCUCUCCGUUAUCGGCUAUGCACUCCUCCUUGGUCAACGAAACUUGGCACUGGGGGUUCGAUAUAUGGCUACGUUCUUUGUUGUUUCGGGCUGUUGGGCAGCUUUGGCAAUGACAAUGACCUGGUUGAACAACAACAGCGUGGGAAAGAAGCGACGAGGUGUGGCCUCGGCAGCAAUCCUAGCCAUUGGCAACACCGGCAGUAUUAUGGGCAGCUUUAUCUUCCUGGCUGCAGAAGCGCCUAGGUACACCACCGGGUACUCGGUGGCCCUCGUGACGGUCAUACUAGCACAAACAGCCGCAACCGGAUAUCUAUUCCAUGCGAUUCACGAGAACAAGGCCAAAGCACGCGGCGCAAGGGACCAUCUCCUUGCUCUUCCAGAGAGCGAACAGGCCGAGCUGGGGUCGAAGCAUCCAUCUUAUCGAUACACUUACUAA